AUGUAUCUUGUACGAUGCCUCUUAAGAAUAUAAUCAAUUUGGUUUAUGACCAAAAAUUAUUCUCUUAGAUCUAGUGGAAAAUAUUCUUGAUGAAAUAAACUACACUUCUAAUAAGCAAAUUUCGUAUCUAGACUUGAUUUUUUCAAGCAGAAAAACAUUUAAAGAAAUUCAAUAUUUCAUGUGUCAUUUCUCAAAAUCAAAUCAAAUCACUAGAUAGUUGAGAACUGAUCAAGAAAUGAAAAUCUACAAUUUUAUGCUUCAAUUUCUUAUACUAUUGUAGAGACAUGAUUCCUAAUAUAUUUUUAAAAACUGUUCUAUCCUAUAUUAGUUUUUAAAAAAUCAAUGACAUAAAUAUAUAUUACAUAGAUGACCGAGUAACAUCAAAAUUAUCAACAACGCAUGAUGAGUCCUUGGGAAAUUUAAAACCAGAACUAAUAACAAAAAACACAUAUUAUGCUUUCUUUGAUCCACGUAUGCCUGAUUUAAAUUAUGAUUGCGAAAAUGUUCAAGAUGAAAUGUGUUGUAUUGGUCGUAAAUGGCUUGAAUUAGGUGUAGACGGAUUUCGUCUUGAUGCAGCAAAAUAUUUUUAUAAACCACCUCGUCUUAAAGCCAAUAUAGCUUGGUGGGCGAAAUUUCGCAAUGAAAUGUCUCGUAUUAAUCCUUCUGUAUAUUUAAUUGGUGAAGUAUGGGAUUUAUCAGCACGAAUAGCUCCAUAUCUUCAUUCACUUGAUUCGAUGUUUAAUUUUGAAUUAGCUGAUAUAAUCAUAUCUUGUAUAGUAUGUGAAGGUAAUGGUUCACUUAUGCUUAAAUCUUAUAUGAGAAUAUUAAAUACAUAUAUAAAAGAAAGUGAUAGAAAUGAAGUAAUUGAUGUUAUUUUUCUUUCCAAUCAUGAUCAAAAUCGAGUUAUGUCUGUAUUUAAUAAUGAUUUAUCAAAAGCUAAAAUGGCUGCUGCACUUCUUCUUACGUUACCUGGUCUUCCUUUUAUUUACUAUGGUGAAGAAAUUGGAAUGUUGGGUAUGAAACCCCAUGAUAAAUAUCGUCGAGAACCUUUUCUUUGGUCCUCAACUAAUUGUCCAGGACAAACAACAUGGCUUGAACCACGCUAUACAAAAAUUAGUAAUGGUUGUAUUCCACUUGAUAAACAACUUGAAGAUUCAAAUUCACUUUUUAAUCAUUAUAAAAAGUUAAUUCAUAUUCGCUGUCAAUCGGAUAUUUUGUGUUUUGGUUUACUAAGACCUAUUAUAACAAAAAUUCGCUGCUUAUGCCUUUUUGAACAAGAGUAUAAUAAUAAAUUCAUAUUUAUUGCACAUAACCUUGGAUCUCGAAAACAACGUAUUACAAUACCAGAAAACUAUCGGCAAAAUAAAGGAAAAAUAAUUUUUUCUACACAAAAUGAAAAUCAAAUUAUGAAUAAUGGUGAAUUUAAUUUAAAUGGAUAUUCAUCAAUUAUUGUUGAGUCUGAUUGA
This is a messenger RNA of Rotaria sp. Silwood2, 1466 nucleotides long. Lineage: Eukaryota; Metazoa; Rotifera; Eurotatoria; Philodinida; Philodinidae. The record is from the annotation of a GenBank genome assembly.